Messenger RNA from Schistocerca piceifrons (Central American locust), 659 nucleotides. RefSeq lists its product as uncharacterized. Lineage: Eukaryota; Metazoa; Arthropoda; Insecta; Orthoptera; Acrididae. The coding region runs from base 92 to 454 and encodes 120 amino acids. The record is from RefSeq and is a predicted model, not a curated record. The transcript has 2 exons.
AGCUACGAACUUCACGUCGUGCCUGGUGGAGGAACGUGAGCACCUGGCAGAACUGGAGGCUGUGCUGGGCAGCGAAACCCUUAGCUGCCUGAUGGGUGGCGUAAGGCUGCUGGCUGCCAUCAAGGAACUCAACGGCACGGCCCGGGGACUCAUCGCGGAUGCCAAAAGCUGCUCCAAACUAGACGACACGCUCGUCAAGAUUCAAUGCCGCUCGCAGCUGUUAGUGGAGCUCGGUCCAGAGCUGCUGUCGCGCACUGCAGAGCUGAAAGAGGCAGCCGCGGAAGAUGCCGACGCCGUGGCGGACCAAGUGGAAGCGCUCGUGCAGAAGUGCCUGCCGGCCGGGUCUCCGCUGGACCUCGAGGUGCAGGACCUGCUGACGGACAUGGGGCGUUGCACGGCCAGCGCCGUGGCUGCCGCAGAGGGGCGCCGGGACACGCCCCGCGAGGACCUCUAACCACCUGUAGGCACGUCUCUCGUCAUAGUACAGUAUCUGUGCCACUCAGGCAAAAUUUGUGCAGUUAUUAGACACGCAAAGUAUAUGAGCAAAUAUAUGGGUAUACGCAAUGAAGAUCAUGGAAAAAUGUUUUAAAAAAGGCAGUGUCUGUAAAUGUGUUCUCAACACGGAGUGCUGUUCCUCUAGUUUGUCAAAGUUUACACAC